This is a messenger RNA of Ectocarpus sp. CCAP 1310/34, 1634 nucleotides long. Lineage: Eukaryota; Phaeophyceae; Ectocarpales; Ectocarpaceae. The record is from the annotation of a GenBank genome assembly.
GCCCAUGUUUAUGGUCACCAAAUCUUUGAAAAUAUGUCUAAAUUUUCAAACAUUUGCGGAUAAAGAUUUUGUUUCACUUUUUAUGGGAGGAAAUCUUCGGCAAAAUAUUCUCAAAGAUUUUGAAAUGGGGCAAAAGUCGCUCGUUUGACAAAAUGUUUGACAAACAUUUUGAGAUGGGGCAGGUCGCGAAAAUGUUUGGGCGGCGGAAAAGGCAAGUAGCGCCGCGUUUUCGGCACAUACGCCGCCAACACACACGAACACACCCCAACAACACAAGAACACACGAACACAUCUACACACACACUCACGAGAAGGCCGCGCCGACGAGAAGGCCACGCCCAACAUGGAUGAGGAGUCCAUAAUGGCCGGGGCUGCUGCCGCAGCAUCGAGUUUGCAGAACAUUAUGCACACGUUCGACUCCGAUGGUGAGCAUGAUGACCAAGAACCGGGUGGUUUGUUCGGCGAUCUGCGGGUGGAGGAGGAGGAGGAGGAGGAGGAGGAGGAGCGCGAGAAGCACAUCCGGCGCUCCUACCCUCGCCCGGAAUACUGGCGGUCAACCUGGGGGAAGUGGGUACUGAAGCUGCGAGAGCUGAAUGCUGCGGAGGAGGGGCUGGACCCGGAAUGUCGAGAAGCUGUGCAGUUUGCCGGCACCUUCCGCAUCCCUUUCGUGUUGUUCGAGAGCAUCAUGCAGACGGUCACCUCCAUCUUCCCGUCUUCAGUCAGAGACGUCGCGGGCAGGGAUUGCCCACCCGUGGAACUCAAGGUGUGUAGGCUGAUGUAAGCUGCUGUUGAAGUGAAGUCUGUAUGCUGCUCGGUGAGAAGCUGCAGCGCGCUGUUGUAUUUUUGUCGAGAAGUUCACAACCACCGCCCGCUGUAGUUUUUACUUCAAGUGCACGUCAGCGCUGCUGGACAAUCGGUGCCCUCGGUCUAGAGGAACAGACCAAUGUGUAUACUGUUACAAGUACUGCUGAACUUGUACCUAAGCUCACGGGGUGUUACACCCUCGAAGUAGCACGCCCUCGAAGUAGCACACGUGCGCGGAGUUGAGCAGUAAGCAAAGAUCGCAAAAAGGGUACGUACUCUGCUGCUGCGUGCACAAACGAACCGCGUCGUGUGUACCGUAGAGAGGACACUAUAAUAGUUUGCAAUUUUUGACCAGAUGCUGUAGAUGAUAAAGAAGCGCACUCCCUCUCCAACUACGUCUGCACGGCGCUGCUGGCCGAGGUGUCACACUCGGUGUCGACACUCUCGAAAAGUAGCCCGUGCAAGUAUGAUGGAAGCAGCAGUACUACAUUCAACAAAGCCGAUGGAUGUGCGAGGGAUUGCACUUUGUGCUCGUUCCAUGAGCGAGUCACAGCUUGGUAGAAGAGUAUGCAUUUCCUUCGCAUGGCAGGUGUGUGACGCCCUCGAGGUAACACACGUGCGCGGAGCUGCAGCAGCAAGCCAAUACCGUCAAAAUGGUACGCACUCUGCUGCAAAAAUCCUCAACACACCGACACACCCCUACUGCUGUACUUGCCCACUCGUCGUCUCCCGCAAAGCUCUGCAACUCUCUCGAUGAUACAAGAGCAUACAUUCGAGCCACAGCUUGGUAAAAGAGUAUACAUUCCCUUCGCAUGACAGCUUACAACCCC